Belonocnema kinseyi is the source of this 9124-nucleotide messenger RNA. RefSeq names its product inositol hexakisphosphate and diphosphoinositol-pentakisphosphate kinase 2. The record is from RefSeq and is a predicted model, not a curated record. NCBI's taxonomy places the organism in Eukaryota, Metazoa, Arthropoda, Insecta, Hymenoptera, Cynipidae. The coding region runs from base 832 to 6108 and encodes 1758 amino acids. The transcript has 35 exons. Gene Ontology annotation, biological process: inositol metabolic process; inositol phosphate biosynthetic process. Gene Ontology annotation, molecular function: 5-diphosphoinositol pentakisphosphate 1-kinase activity; inositol hexakisphosphate kinase activity; diphosphoinositol pentakisphosphate kinase activity. Gene Ontology annotation, cellular component: cytosol.
CAUUUUCAAACCAAACCUAAAACCUGUUUUAGUUUAUCCUGCUUUUACACGUCAAGAUGGAUUUUUAUGGUCUUACCUUUUUAGGGGAUUGUAAUUACUUCCAUGAAAUAAUUAGAGAAGAUUAUGAAGAACCGAAAAAGCUGCCAGACUUGAAAUAUAUUUUAGAAUCCCGUUUAGCUCGAGAACCAAAGAAAACGUUGAGUGAAGUUUAUAAUAUGCUUGAUCCAUAUUUGAAAGUGGGCGAUGGAUUUUCAUAUAGUAGUUAUGAACGCCUGGAUAAACAAAGAAAAAAAUGUUUAUUAAAACCUGUUGGUCCAGCGGAUAUCUAUCGAGUUGCUCCAACCUCUGGACAAGAAAUUGGAUUUUGGAUUAACGAUAAAUCUUUGAAAGAUGCACAGUGGACGAAACAUGAGAAAUUUUUCGGAUCUCGUCACAGUGAUAUGACAAAAACCAAAGAUAAAAUCCUAAAAACCAAUCCACUACUCGACUGGUGAAAAACACUUCCAACCUAUGAUUUAAAGAGAGUUUAGACUUUGGCGCUCUUUGAAGCGGAUAUCCGCUUCAUAACCAAAUCAUAUGUUCCGAUUUCACAAGAUGUCGGAAAGUUGAGAGUUAUUGACAGAUUCAAAAGCUGUUUAUGUAAACAUAUUUCUUGUCCCAAGUGUAAAAAAAUCAUUAUUUUGUAAUUAGUGAACUUCAAUAAACCUCAUUAUAAGAUCGUUUUUUACUAAAAUUGCGAAACUCAGAUAUUUCCGAGGCGUAAGAGAGGCGGAGAAUCAUUUUACCUCUGGAACGUAAAAGAGUUCUUUUAUCAAUGAAACUCUUUCUGAGAUGUCUUACACUGAACUGGAACAUGGCUAUCAGGGUCUUCGGGGCGCAAGCCGACCGUUAUUUUACGUAGGAGACCUUAACGUAGUUCAGCCUUCCCUCGUGGGUCCAGUGGGAUCUUCUAUUUAUCUCGAGACAAAUCGAAGCGAGCUGUCGGACGGGUGUGUUAGUGAAGAUGGGUGCCUGGAGGGCGAUUUGGAGGGGGAGGGUAAGCAGGUUUUGGUGGGAGUAUGUGCUAUGGCCAAAAAAUCUCAGAGUAAACCGAUGAAGGAAAUUUUGACCCGGUUAGAAGAAUUUGAGUACAUCAAAAUCAUCGUUUUUGCAGAAGAAGUAAUUUUAAAGGAACCAGUGGAAGAUUGGCCUAUAGUAGACUGUUUAAUAAGCUUCCAUAGUAAGGGUUUUCCCCUUGAAAAAGCCAUUAGUUAUGCUAAUCUAAGAAAUCCCUUCAUUAUCAACAAUCUUCCCAUGCAGUAUGAUAUUCAGGAUCGAAGAAGAGUUUAUGCAAUUUUGGAAAGCGAAGGCAUCGAAAUUCCUCGAUAUGCAGUUCUCGACAGAGAUUCCCCCGAUCCAAAACAUCUUAUUUUAGAUCACGAACUGGUUGAGUCGGAGGAUCACGUGGAAGUUAAUGGAGUCACAUUUAACAAGCCGUUUGUGGAAAAACCCGUAUCUGCUGAAGAUCACAACAUAUAUAUUUAUUAUCCUACUUCCGCAGGUGGAGGCAGUCAAAGAUUAUUUAGAAAGAUAGGUAGUCGUAGUAGCGUAUACUCGCCAGAAUCACGAGUUCGUAAAACUGGCUCUUACAUUUACGAAGAUUUUAUGCCCACCGAUGGUACCGACGUCAAAGUUUAUACAGUUGGUCCCGACUAUGCACAUGCAGAAGCUAGAAAAAGUCCGGCUCUCGAUGGUAAAGUUGAGAGGGACUCGGAAGGAAAAGAAAUUCGAUAUCCAGUUAUUCUGAGCAAUGCAGAAAAGCUUAUCAGCAGAAAAGUCUGCUUGGCUUUCAAACAAACUGUUUGUGGGUUUGACCUGCUCAGGGCUAAUGGUCAGUCGUUUGUAUGUGAUGUAAAUGGAUUCAGUUUUGUGAAAAAUUCCAAUAAAUACUACGACGAUUGUGCAAAAAUCUUAGGGAAUAUGAUUCUCCGAGAACUUGCACCGACCUUGCACAUUCCAUGGAGUGUUCCAUUUCAAUUGGACGAUCCACCCAUUGUGCCUACUACUUUCGGAAAAAUGAUGGAAUUGCGGUGUGUGGUAGCAGUAAUCAGACACGGAGACAGAACUCCGAAGCAGAAAAUGAAAGUAGAAGUGCGACACCCAAAGUUUUUUGAAAUAUUUGCAAAAUACGAUGGCUACAAACACGGACACGUAAAGCUUAAACGGCCGAAACAACUUCAAGAAAUUUUAGAUACUGCUCGUAGUUUACUGGCAGAAAUACAACACCGAGCAGCUGGUCCUGAAUUAGAGGAAAAGCAAGGAAAGCUUGAGCAGCUGAAGAGCGUUUUGGAAAUCAUACAAAAGUACGGUCAUUUCUCAGGAAUAAAUCGAAAAGUACAAAUGAAGUACCAACCGAGAGGAAGACCCAGGGGUAGUUCCUCGGAUGAUGGUAGUGAUCGUCUCGGAGAGCCUUCCUUGGUUUUGAUUUUAAAGUGGGGCGGAGAAUUAACCCCUGCUGGAAGAAUCCAGGCUGAGGAACUGGGGCGAAUUUUUCGCUGCAUGUAUCCUGGUGGUCAAGGUAGACACCUUAGUGAGGAUGACUCAGAGAUGUUACCAAAUUACGGCGAAUAUGCUGGGGCACAAGGCUUAGGUCUCCUUAGAUUGCAUUCAACAUUCCGACACGAUCUAAAAAUUUACGCAAGUGAUGAGGGAAGAGUGCAGAUGACAGCUGCUGCUUUUGCAAAAGGACUAUUGGCUUUGGAGGGCGAACUUACUCCUAUUUUGGUUCAAAUGGUCAAAAGUGCAAACACCAAUGGUUUACUGGAUAAUGAUUGCGAUAGUAGCAAGUACCAGAAUAUGGUGAAAACUCGUUUACACGAAUUACUCCAGCAAGAUCGAGAAUUCACUCGUGAAGAUCGAGAUGAAAUAAAUCCUGGUAAUGUCUUAAGUAUUAACGCUGCUUUAGAAUUUGUUAAAAAUCCAGUGAAGUGCUGUCAGCAUGUUCAGUCAUUAAUUCAAAAACUGAUGGAUAUCGUUCGAAUUAAAAAGGACGAUCUGAAAACAAAAGACGCUAUACUUUAUCAUGGAGAAACGUGGGAACUGAUGGGUCGUCGUUGGGGAAAAAUCGAAAAAGAUUUUUGUACAAAGCACAAGCGUUUUGAUAUUUCCAAGAUACCCGAUAUCUACGAUUGUAUCAAAUACGAUCUUCAGCAUAAUAAUCACACCUUACAGUUCGAUCAUGCUGAAGAAUUAUAUAUUUAUGCUAAAUACCUAGCCGAUAUUGUCAUACCUCAGGAAUACGGAUUAACCGUUCAAGAAAAACUGACAAUCGGUCAAGGAAUUUGUACUCCCCUUUUGAAAAAGAUCAGAGCGGAUCUUCAAAGGAAUAUUGAAGAAUCUGGUGAAGAAACUGUUAACAGACUCAAUCCAAGAUAUUCGCAUGGAGUUUCAAGUCCAGGACGUCACGUGAGGACAAGACUCUAUUUUACAAGUGAAAGUCAUGUACAUUCAUUACUUACAGUCUUGCGAUAUGGAGGUUUACUUGAUGUGGUAAAAGACGAACAAUGGAGACGAGCUAUGGAAUAUGUGAGCAUGGUUUCCGAAUUGAAUUACAUGUCUCAAAUUGUUGUUAUGCUCUAUGAGGACCCAACAAAAGAUCCAAGUAGCGAAGAGCGCUUUCAUGUCGAGUUGCAUUUUAGUCCUGGUGUGAAUUGCUGUGUGCAAAAAAACUUGCCACCAGGACCUGGAUUUAGACCCCAUUCUCGCAAUGAAAGUAGCCACAAUCUUGUAAGAAAACCGAAAUUGGGUGAAGUGAGCUCUAAUCAAGAUAAUACGUCACAAUGUAGUACUCGAAUUGAAGAGGAAGAUUCUGAUUUAGUAGUUUUAGAAGACGCCGAGAAGAAUCCUGAGCGCAAACCUAUUAAAACCCCACCACUCAUGGAAGUCAAUUCGGUUGAUUCCAAUUUGGAUAGUCCAACUACUAGUAGAAAUAUCGACAUGAUGGAUUUAGAUCCUAAUAUGAUGGAUGAACCAUUCGACAGUGGCUUUUUACAAAGCUCUGCUCCAAUUCCAAUCAGUGCUCGAACAGUGGCAGGCCACGAGGCAGCACGAUUGGGUAGUCAAUUAGCAGCAAGUCAAAGAAUAAGAAGGGAAAGAGAAGCUAGUGUGAUUUGCGAACCUCGAGCUCGCAGUUACGAUCAUCAAAGGCAGGAGAAACCAGAAAAGACUGCGGACAAGCUGCAGUAUCAGAGCUUGGACGCGGUCAACAGAGAAGCGCCAACAUUAGCUGAAGCUUCAUGUAGCCUAAAUGUGCCAAAGUAUUUUGGAAAGCCCGUGUCUCUCGCACACUCUAUCAGUUCUCCAGAGUUGCCUAUCCCUAUACUAGAGUUGCCUCCUGAUAUCCCAAGUCCCAUAAUCACUCUGCAUAGCACUCCUCUAGCUUCACCCACUGCCAAUACACCCCCAGGAGACGAUACUUACGAAACUAUUAUCUUGAACGACACUUUCGAGAUCUCACCACAGUACCUGUUACCUAAGAAAUAUGGGCGAUCCCAUUCUGAGAUGAUUCUGCCGAAUUUAGAGAUCCGGGCAAGGCGCCACCGUCACAGUAUCUCUGGGCAGAUGAGUUAUUUCAAGCUGUUGGGCUACAACGUUAGCAAGAAACUUACCGGGUCAGCGAAUAGCCUCUUCAGCACGGCUGUUAUUAGCGGAUCCUCCAGCGCUCCCAAUCUCAAAGAUAUGGUUCCAGCUCAUGCUUCUGCUGUUGCUGCUAUAGAAGGGUUCGGCGGAGUUCCACCAAUCAGACCCUUGGAAACUUUACACAACGCUUUGUCUUUAAGACAAUUGGAUGCAUUUUUGGAAAUGAUGACCAGCGCGCCUUUAUUCCGAACGCCAGCAUCUUCACCACCGAAAUUCCCAUCACCUGGUGGUUCAAUUCACAGAUCCAUGGUCCCGCAUCUCAACAUUGCAGGGAUCAAUCGCGAGUACCACUCUUCCGGUCUGGAAGCUGUCAGGCUCAGUCGAUUUCUAUCUAGGGCAUAUAUUAAUAGAUAUAUAACACCAACGCUACUACAGUACAAACCAGGGGCUGAUAACGACACGAUUGAUAUCAGAAAUCAGACCUCGCCUACGAGUCCAAACAGUGCUGGAUGGGGUAGCGAACCACCCUCCUUCUUAUCGUCAGAACCAUCUUCUCCAGCUCCAACCUCGGCAGGAGAAAGCAGCAUGUCCAUAAGCUUAAUCAGUAUCGAUGGAUCUCAGCCUCUAAACCCAGGUUCUAAAUUCUCGACAAAUCCUCGUUUGGAUCUAGACUUCCACGAUUUUUGUGUGACUAUCGAUCAAGAUAAUCGAGAGAGUCGAGGCAGUGUUUCGUACACUGAUUACUAUAGCAACGAAGAUGGUCAAAUUCGUAAAAGUGGGAACGGGAGUACUUUUCCGUUUAUACAAGCUCAGGCUGAUUCUGAAGAUGUGUCAGAUGACGCGGAUCAUUUAGACGAUGAAGAGGAUCACACCUUGACUCUGAGGCAGAGCGAUGAGCAAAAAAAACAAGAUCUCAAGUCCAUUUUCGAACAAAAGGAUCAUCCUGGUAGCAAAUCUAGCAAUUACAAAAAGAUUGGAAGAUUCCGUGUGGAAAGUAUGGACAUCGCAGAUGACGACGUAAGAAUCAAAGAAACCUGUUCCCUGAGUUCAAGUUUCACAACCGAUAAAAGUAAGACAAGUUUCCUACAAAGGUCAGAAUCCGUGGCUACAGAAAAAAUAACUUCCUACGAUAUUCGUGGGAAAGAUAACUCAUUUUUGAAGAGCCUUAGAAUUAUCGGUAACAGUUCUGCUUCUGCAAAAAAGAAAGAAUUCCUGCGUUCCCAGAGCGUUUCGAAUCCCAAAAUUUGCAGCACCAAACAUGAUAUUAAUUAUGGUAGCAACUAUGCUCGUCUCGCGCAGCAGAGCUCGUUUUCCACAAUGACGACCGACGAUUUAAAAAAUUGGAAACCUUCCAAAAACGAUCCCGUCUCUCCUAUGUUUUCCCCAAAAGAGAAUCAGGAAGAACAACCGGUAUUGACAUUAGCUAGCAAUUUGAAGGACAGUUCGCACAUAACUGUAGGAUUCAACUUGCCAGAAGAGAGAAAAGAGUAGUUUUUGCAUAAUUGUCCUUCACUUUUCUUGAUUAAAAGCGCCUAAUUUUAUCAAAUUAAGAGCAGAUACUUUAAUGGAAAAUUUGGUAAAAUUUCAAAGUUGCAGAAUCAGGUGGCAUCCAUGAAAGUAAAAUGCAUCGCUUUAUAUGGCUAAUUUUUAUUAAUUGAGUCGAUCAUACUUUUGCUUUAUAUUGCAAACGAUAAUUUGCAAUGUACGCGUUUGAAAAUUUACAAAUCACCAGGAAAGGUGAUUUUUCUGCUAAAUGGUGUAUAAAAGCGAAAUGAGAAAAUUGUAUUGUCCUUUGCAUUGUAAAGAUACAUUCCUUGCAGUGUGUAUUAUAUUAUUGCUGUGAAGUUUUUUAGAUACCCUGUUAGGAUAAAUAUUAUUUUUAUAUGCGUACCUGAUGUAGGUAAUUUUUGCAUAAAAAUACGAAAGAGAGAACAACUUGUAUUGUGUACAUGUAGAUUGAGUGGCUGUAAAUUUUUUAAGUAGAGUAACUUAAUUCUUAUUAUUUUUUAAACAAACGACAACUUCCACUUUCUUAUCCCUGAAAAAGAAGCGGAAAUACUGUAAUAAACUUUGGGAAUUUCUAGGAUCAUAAUUUCCGUAUAUUUCGCAGCUUAAUGUUUAGAGGAUAUCAAAUGCCGAUAGAAGACAGCUUCCUAAUUCAUAUUUUCAAUCUUCUUGAAAAAAAAAGGGAAAUUUGUACGUGCGAAAUCUGAACACAGCAGAAGUAAGCUACAGAAAUCUAAUGCGCAGUCACAUGAGACAUAAAAUUAUACUGCACAGUCAUACGUAUCAGACAGUAUUAAAAGGGAUUUUCACUGACUGGAGAUCCCGAUUUUCAAAAAAUGUAUGGACUCAUACAAAAAUUAAUAAAAAACCAUCAGAUUUUUGACAAAAUGUCAAAUUUAUACGUUCUUUUGGUAAGUCGAACUGAAAAGAAUACAAAAUUAAGAAAUAUUAUUCAGUUAUUUUUAAUUUUCAAUGCGUAGUUGGGUUCAGUUGCGUGACAUGAUAUUUGUUUUAUAUUUUAAUUGAUCAUCUCUUAGGGAAACUCGUCUAAAAAAUUGUGUAACUUGUAUAAAAGUGAUGUCUCAAAGUCGUAUCACUUCGGUGGCUGCGCAGUAGAGCUUAAUCGUUAUUUGGACUACGCAGUAGAGUUUCAAGGCGCGUAUGGCUGCGCAGUAAUUAUAUAUUACUUUCGUGGCUGCGCUGUUCUAUAGUACUUAAGACUGCGCAAAAAACCUAUAUGGUAUUCUUGGUUGCGCAAAAAGCCCUGUUAGGAUAAUAAAUCCGUAGAUUAAAAAUGUUUUAAUUAACCUUUAACCGGAACUACAGGUCUAGAUGACUCAGGAAUAAUUUGGUUUACACAAUAUCUCCCAUUUAAAUGCCAAAACGAAGGACAUAGAAUAAAAAAAUGAUGAAAAACGUAAUUUAAUUUUGUUUUGUUUUCGAAAAAAAUGUUCUCUUGAAUUAACACCUUUGUAAAGUAUAAACUAUUAUAUUUAUUUUUGUGUAAAAGUGCACUAUUUCAAGAGUAGGCAGUUCAAUUUUGGUGCAAAAAUAAUAAGAAUUGAAAAAGUUAUCUAAUUUUGUUGAAAAAAAUCGGCAUUUUUUAACUUACUCUUCCGAUUUUAAUUUUAUAGAAUAUUUUAAUAUAUGUAUAUCUAUUCCAAAAAUAUUCGCGGUAAAUUUUAAGGAGUUAAACAAAAUAGAUGAAUUUUUACAGCCCGAAAAAAAUGCAUUCUCUGGUUGCAGUACGCCUUUAAAGUUGGUGAUGGGUCCAUCGGACCCAGUGUGCCUUUUAUGUUCCAUGCAGGAAGUGUGUCGGUUAAGGGUUAAUUCUUCCAGAUCCAUUCGGGUUUGUGACUACUAAACUUGAAUCGUAAAACUUCAGUUCAGAUUUUGCACAGGCGAAAAUGAAAAUUAUAUUUGAUAAACAAAACCUGUCGAGCUGCAGUAAGCUUUUGAUAAAUUUAGGAAAAAAAUAGAAGUCAGUCAUUCUAACGUGACAAAUCCGAGUAAUAAGCGUUGAGGCGUUCGGAUUGUGAAAAGCCCUAUUUAAUGCUACUAAACCCCAUAGAGAGAUACAUAAUAUCGAGAAUGGUUAAACAAGGCGUGACCCCGUUGCGGCAUCAAAGUUAGGGUCGAGUAUUGUUCGUGGCGCAUCACAAUUAGAUCAACUGAACACGUGCAGCCUAUACUUGCCGCUGCAUCUUCCCUUUCAUGCCAACCCCUCUGCUAAUUCGUUGUUCAAAACAGUGCAUUUUCCCCAAAAGUGCGAAAAACCUGAAUAAAUUUGUCAGGCGACAAUUUAAUGUAUUUUUUCAGCCACGCAGGUGCAGAACGCUUGUUUAUAUGUACAUAAGCUUGUAUUUUUGUAGAACUGUACUUACGAGGCACAAAGAUUUAUCGAAUUGUAAAUAUAAAUAGUUCUACUUUUCAGAGACACAAACAGAUUAUUAACGAUUGUGUAAUUGCUAAUGCGAUGUUGUACUUAUGUAAUAUUUUGGCAUACAGGGAUUUAUAACUGGGUUUUCAUUUUUUUCUGAUUCAGAAUCAAAGUUAAAUUUCUUUUCAAACUGUGUCACGUGUUUAAUUAAAUCGCAUUAUAUAUUGAAAAAUAUAUCUAUUGUGCUGGAAUUGUGGGAAAUGGUUCAAAAUAUGUAAGGGCACGUCUGCCUAGCCUAUUUGAGUUUUUUUUAAAUAGUGUAAUUUUAUUAAUUUUUAACUCGGAAUUUAAAUUUAGUGCUUUAGUGCCCUGGCUCAAAUGGAAUUAAUAUUUUAAUUCUUGAAUUUAUAAAGCCGCCGAUAAUAUUACCAUCUAAUUGGUCACGUGACACUCUGGUAUAUGCGCUUAAAUUCUCUUGCUUAAACAAUAAUAUUAUUGCAUUUAAAUUGACUUAAAUAAGUAAUUUUACUUGCAUGCAUUUUCUAUCGGAUUAGGGAAAUCAGUUAUGAACCGUGUUUGUCAAAUUACUGGCGUUAUGACAAUUAAAAAUUACAAAAAUAA